AAAAACAAAGAAAAAAAAAAAAAUGCUUAAUAAAGAAUAAAAUUUCUUUACAGUAAAGGACGUAGCAGCCGCUUAAUUUAUUAGAGAAUACGCUGAUCACUUAAAAAAAGCAAACAAACUUAAAGUUCCCGCUUGGACUGAAUGGACCUAAACAUCAACUGCUAACGAAUUAGCCCCAACUGAUCCUGAUUGGGUAUACUUAAGAGUUGCUGCUGUAGCUCGUAAAAUAUAUUUAAAACCUCACACAGGAGUAUCUACAUUAAGACAUAUUUUCGGAUCUGUUAAAAGAAGAGGUUGCUUAAGAAAUGUUCAUGAACAUUGCCAUGGAAAAUUAGUAAGAUGGUCUUUAUAAUAAUUAGAAGAAUUGAAAAUUCUUAGAAAGGAUAAGACAUCAGCCUUGAAGAAAUUUUCAAGAGUUAUCACCAAAGAAGGAAUGACUGAAUUGAAUAGAAUUGCAACUUAAAUUGCAUUAAAAAAUAGAGAAAAACAAUAAUUAUAAUGAAGAAAUAAUUCUUUUAAUUUUUUAUUUUUAGGGUAAAAUUAUUUCUAUUAAUAUAAUUAUAGCUAUAUAAAUUGAUAUCAGGAAAAAAUACAUAUAACUGUUCAUGUUUACCUUUUUUAUAUGCAUUUUUAUAUUUAUUUAAAUUUACAUUAUUUUUCUU
Molecule: messenger RNA, 662 nt
Organism: Ichthyophthirius multifiliis
Lineage: Eukaryota; Ciliophora; Oligohymenophorea; Hymenostomatida
Exons: 1
Biological process (GO): ribosomal small subunit assembly; translation
Cellular component (GO): cytosolic small ribosomal subunit; ribosome
Molecular function (GO): RNA binding; structural constituent of ribosome
Source: RefSeq, a predicted model, not a curated record